Messenger RNA from Caenorhabditis elegans, 1522 nucleotides. It is a transcript of the gene cdka-1, whose product is annotated as Cyclin-dependent kinase 5 activator 1. The coding region runs from base 140 to 1240 and encodes 366 amino acids. Lineage: Eukaryota; Metazoa; Nematoda; Chromadorea; Rhabditida; Rhabditidae. The transcript is spliced from 8 exons. Gene Ontology annotation, cellular component: protein kinase 5 complex; axon; axon cytoplasm. The record is from RefSeq and is marked reviewed. Gene Ontology annotation, molecular function: cyclin-dependent protein serine/threonine kinase activator activity.
GCUUGACUGAAGACAGCUGCAGUAGCUACUUCCAAUAUUUCCAUAGAUAUUUUUAUAUACCUCUCUUAUUUUCAGAUUUCGAACACCUCAAAAUACCGACACAUUCCAUGUUUGAGUGAAAAUACAAUUCACACAAAAAAUGGGCGCAAAUUUGACGUCACCAUUGCCACAUCAUCAUCGCACACAGACGACGUCGGUGUGCAAUCAUCUCUUUUCACCCGGAGAUGGAGGACCCACUUUUGCACCACAAAGAGAUUCAAAUACGUCCUCGAGAAGCUCAUCAAAUGCUAAAGAGAGCGUUUUGAUGCAGGGAUGGAAUUGGAGUAAAAGGAAUAUUCAACCGGUUAUGAGCAGAAGAUCACUUCCUAAAUCCGGGUCAUCGUCAGAAGCCACGUCAUCAAAAUCAAGUGAUAGUCUUGUAUCCUUCACUCGUAAUGUCAGUACGUCAACUUCAAGUCAGUAUGGGAAAAUAUCGAUAUCACUUGAUCGAAAUCAGAAUUAUAAAUCAGUGCCCCGACCAUCGGAUACAACUACAAUUAUACCCAACUAUUACAGUCUUCGAGAAGAAUUUCGACGAGGUCUUCAAAUUAAUACACGACAAGAUCUGGUGAAUAAUAAUCUGGCAUCCAACGAUCUCAGCGUCAUAGGUUCGCCGAAACAUGUGCCACGACCCCGAUCAGUACUUCGGGACGACAAUGCAAAUUGUGAUAUUUCUCCAAUUGCCGAACAGGAAAAUGUUCCAUCAGAGAAAAGAGGCACAAAGAAGACUAUAAUCCAGGCUUCAACUUCUGAACUUCUUCGUGGUCUUGGCAUUUUCAUCUCCAACAAUUGCGAUGUUUCUGAUUUUGAUCCCGCCCACUUGGUGACGUGGCUUCGGUCGGUGGAUCGAUCACUUUUACUUCAAGGAUGGCAGGAUAUUGCAUUUAUCAAUCCUGCUAAUCUGGUGUUUAUAUUUUUGCUGGUCCGUGACGUGUUACCAGACGAACGUCAUUUAAUUCAUACUUUGGAAGAGUUACACGCGUGGAUUUUAAGCUGCUUGUACGUUUCCUACUCGUAUAUGGGUAAUGAGAUUUCCUAUCCGUUGAAGCCGUUUUUAAUUGGAAAUGAUCGCAACACAUUUUGGAAUCGUUGCGUAGCGAUGGUAACAUCACACAGCCGUCAAAUGCUUCUUCUCAAUUCCUCAUCAACAUUUUUCUCGGAAGUAUUCACUGAUCUCAAGCAUUGUUCAAGUUCCGAAUGAUCUUUCGAUUCGACUCUUUUCUCUGAUCUUUAGAAUCUCUUGCUCUCAUUUUUCAUUGCUUCCUUCUCACUUUGCUUUUAUGAAUCUCUUUGAACCAAAUGUUCUCAUACGUGCUCACACCUCUUCAUUGUUCCUUGUCAUUCCGAAUGUUUUUUCCCUCCUUUUCCCUCAUUUGCAGCUACAUGGUGCUAUUUGAUUCUUCUAGACGCCCCCAGUUUCUUUUUUUUGCCUGAUAUGAACCUUACCGCCCCGGUUGAUAAAUCAAUUGCAUUUUUAAUUUAA